CUACACGAUGACCAAAUCCUCUGCCAUUCUCUUCAUCCUGGUUUUUUCAUUUCUCUUCAAGCUGGAGGAAGUUAAGGUGUCAUUGCUACUGGUGGUUCUGCUCGUUGCAGGUGGGCUCUCCAUGUUCAUCUGCAGGUCCACACACUUCAACACACAGGGCUUCAUGCUAGUGCUGUGCACCUCUUUCCUUGGGAGUGUUCGCUGGACUCGGGCACAGAUAUUUAUGCAGAAGGCCGGACUGGGUAUACUUGAGAACCCUAUUGACAUCAUGUUUCACCUGCAGCCGCUCAUGUUCCUGAGGCUCUUGCCACUCUUCGCAGUGUUUUAAGGCCUGCCUUUGUCCGUAUCAGAGAAGCUCUGCCAUUUCCAUAAAGCAGGAGUGCUGUUCUUUCUGGUAGGGAAGUUGUUCUUGGGUGGAAUUCUUGCCUUUGCUUUAGGCUUUUCUGAAUUCCUCUUGAUUUCCAGAACAUCUAGCCUCACCCUUUCCAUUGCUGGCAUUUUUAAGGAAAUCUGCAUUUUAUUCCUUGCCAUACAUUUCCUGGGAGACUGCCUCAGUCUCUUGAAAUGGCCAGGCUUUGCUGUCUGCCUGUCAGGAAUCUCCUUUCAUGUCAUUCUCAAAGCCAUAAAUUCCAAAGGUGACAAAGCUCUGAAGCUGCACAAAGAGGCCAUCUCUGACCCUGACUUGGAGCUAUGGCUGCACCACACAAAACAAGCUGAGGAGAAGGAGGAAGAGGAUGAUGAACGCCCCCAACAAGACUUGAAGGUGAAGCACAAAGGCCCCUGUUCUGUUCUUGCCAGACCUGCCUGACAGCUACCUAGGAGGAAGAUCCAAGAGCCUCUGUCUGUGCCCACCCAAAGGAGAGCCAAGGCCUGGCGAAGGUCCUGCUGUUCUGCCACAGUGUGGAUCUGCAGGUGCUGCACCAGAAGCACAUACUGUGCCUUUCACCAAGGGCAAACUUGGAAGAUGAGCCUGAGCCAUAGUUUGGUGGAAGCAGGAUGGCAUGGUGAGACGGGGAAGCCUAUUGAGGAAUCCUGAAGGUUGUAUAUUGAGAGUGUAGACCUGGCGCAAAAAAUCCUCGCCCAUGAACAGGAUCUCUAAAAGUGCAGGAUCUUCCUGCAGGUGGUCGUAUUUGUGCCAGCCAGGAGAGCAUACCGACUUGUCUGCCUUCAUGCAUGAACAAGACACCGUAUCCUGAGAAGACUUUUAGUAUUGUAGUUUUUUGUAGGAACCUUAUCUCUUUGCCCCAUUGGAUUGAAUUAUUGGGUGCUCCAGCCUUGUCCAGGGAAGGGGAAUGGUGCAAGAUUUAAGAUGUGUCUUUUACCUUCCUGCUAAGCCACAAGUGGUGCUCUCAAGGAUCACCUGGUCUACCUUUUCUUGGCAAAAGCACAGUCUAGACAAUCCAGCCCAGCGCCCUGUCCAGAUGAAUCUUAAGUGUCCAAUGUUGGGGAAUCCACCACUUCCCUGGGGAGAUUAUUCCAACUGCUUCUGAAGAAGAACACUUUUGAUGAUCAUCUUUUAUGAUGUGCUAAUAGACACUGGUGUCUUGCUUCAGAGCAGACAGCAGGUGGUGCAGCCACUUCAUAUAAAGCUAUCAAACUAGCAGUUCCAGUCUGGGCUGGCAGAUGAAGGGAUCUUGUGCGUUCAGUAGGAUGCCUGGAGCUGAGAAUGGCUUGGUCUACCCUAGCUGGAUUUUCCAGUAGCUGGGACUUGUGAUGCUUACAGCGGGAUUCACCCUGUUUACCCUACGGAUAGGUGUAAGCCCUAAGCACUGAAUACUCUCUACUUGAUGUGGGGCAGGAUGCUUUCUGCACGGAAUCUGUGUUUAGCUAUACUGCAGUGCUCUUUGCAUUUCACUUUCCGCUUUCCUGGAUCUGAACUUCAGGCGUUUUUCUACUGUACCACACACAGACUGGGAUUUCAGAUCCCUUUAAAUCCAAGGUAAAGGCAACUUUGUUCACAGGACAAGAUUUGCAUGAUAUACAGUGUUUGUAGAUGAAAUGUGAUUGUGUCAAUGCAAGUGCUUGUGAACUGUAGAACCCUGUAGUCUGUUGUUUCCAGUCUCAUUUCUUCUUUAAGAGAAGGGCAGUAUCCUAGGGCCUAGUGUCCACGUUUAGCUUUCCUGAUCUGGGCACAACUUUUGGAUGACAAAUGCGACACUGUCACUCACUUCAAUGAAGUGUGCUCGGAACGGCUUUUGGAACAAGCAGUUCUGCAUCCUUCCCUGGACAGUUACUUUCCUGCAUACCCGUGGGAGAUUAAGUUAAUGUGUACAUGGCUUUUCUACUGCUUUGAAAGUCCUUUGUUGUCUGUUUUGUGCUAGAACUACUCAGACCAUUCAGAUGAAAUGGCGUAUUGAUUUAAUAACACACGUGGGAUAGUGUAUUCCCUGCUGGCUAAAGCUCCAGAAUGUUUUCGCAAGAUCUAGAUUCAGUCAGGCUUACUAGAAUAAGGUGGGAAGGGGCAGCUGUUUCACAGCAUCUUCAGGGCUCAUUUGAUUUGAGGCAUAACAAAUUUGCAUGAUAACUCAUCAAAGAGAGAAGGAACAAGCCCCUAGGUGAGCAUAAUUGGAAAAUGCAAUUUCUUUUUGAGCCUAAAUCGCUUUGAGAGUCUUCCAGUGCUAGGACUCUUCAAAUCACCUUGCCUGUGAUUUAGCCGCUGAAUCUCUGUUCCAUUAGCUUCUCCUUUAACUGUUAGAUCAAGAGUUGUGUUACAAGCAGAGGUCCAUCUCUGUAAUAGCCCUGAGUCAGGUCUCUGCGGCAUGAAGGCUUAUGGUCUGGCCCCAGCAUGCUACAAAGAGGUGAGAAUAGACACUGUUCACCCUCAUUCCACAAGUGACCUAAACAGGAAUGCUAAACAUACAUACCCAGCUGUGUAUUAAAGACAUAGUUCUGCGCUUCGGUUGAAGAGAGGAUUCUUGGAGUCGUAUUGGGAACCAUGCAGCCUGACUGAUUUUGAGGGUCUGCUGCGGCUAGGGAUUCUUUUGGCAUCUGUGCAUCAGUGUGUUUGUCUGAGCAACAGUCCUGGAUCUAAAUUGCAUUCUCUAGCCUGGAGCAUUCCUGCUGAGAUACAUGUGCAUCUGCCUUCACAGAGCUGCCAUGGAUUCCCAGACAUGUGUGCAGGGGUAGCUGUAGAUCUGUAAUUUAAGAAUUGAAAUUUAUCUUCCUCACUGGCUUUCAAAGCUCCAGCAUGGAAGUUCGCAUUUAAAAACAGCAUAGUGUUGGGUAUAAAUGUCAUUGUUGCAGGUGACUGACUUUGGUUACCAAACAAUAAGCAGUGAGCAGCUCUGCUUAAGUCCUUUCAUCUUCCUGCCAUUAACUGGGCAAACAGAGGGGGCUUUUGCACUCUAAACUGUUGUUGAGCACUUGGUGUUGCCUGGGAAACGUGGAAUGAAAAUGAAAGGAUGCUAUUGUUUCUGGGUUUAUCUUGCUUUUGUAGCUGCUUCUGGUGAGAGCCUAAACUUUGCAAGGGAGGGAGCACAGUGUGUACCUUCUCCAUUCCCCAUAUCUCCUCUGCCAGCAUUGGUGUUCUUGGUCCAAGAUCUGCUUGCUCCACUUCUGUUCACCCACAUCUACUGUGUCUGUCUGCUCUGUGUCUCCUCCAGCACCAGCAGGAGCACCAAUGAUGGAGGAUGGGCGCAUCCUGUGAUUUGCGGAGAGUGGAACUUGCCACUCGGUGACCUGAAACCAGUCCUCCAUCACAAAUUUCAAGGCUCUGAUUAAAGAAGAUGCAGAGGUGAGGCACAGAGACAACAGAACAGGGAAGCAGUGUUGGUACUUUGGGGAAAUGGGCAAAGACUGAUGUCAAAGCAGUGAGGUGCAGCCAUCCUGUUGGCCAGAGCUGUCUGUCUCAGUUCUCUUCCCCUAUCCAUUGGACCUCUGAGCUUUCCAGAAACACUUCCAUUCCCUAUGUUUGGAAAAGCAACAACUUGGGGAUAGAGAGUCUGAUGAAUGCUUUCCUAUCACUUUCUGAACUUCCCUGCCACUUGUUCCACUCUGGACUGGAAACACUGUGUAAAUCUAACCCUGUGUGCAGGGCCUUGAAGAGGUCCCUUUGUGCCACAGUGUGGUCUCUGGGGUCUUCCCAGGAGGAGUGAUGAGGCUCAUUGGUUGUGCAGAUUGUUUUCUGAUGAGCCCUGAAUCAGAGGCUGCUCUAGGGAAUGCGAGAAGGAAUUUUCUGUACAGUCAGUCAUUGUGUGGCACCGUUUGGUUCUGCCCACCUUCCUCAGCGUCUGAAGGCUGAAUGUGCUGGAACCACUCGAGCACUGCGGUGCUGAGGACCGGCGUGUGCACAUGGCAGCACAGACACAGCCCCUUUGCUGGGGAAAGCACACACAUGUUCGUAUGUGCAAACCUUCCAUCAUCUGCGGGCCCACACGCACCCACCGACACACAGGAAAUAGGGCUGUGACUGAAUAUUGAUGGCAUUUCAGCUAAUUAACCAGCAGAAGCAAAACUGAGUGAAUCUCAGAGGCACUGCACUCCCGUUGCAAACUCUAUUCUUGCCUGUAAGACCAGGUGUUUAGGUCUGUGCUGAUUUUGCCCCCCUGCUCAUUCCCCUAGGAGGCCUCUUUAUCUGAAGAACAGAUACUUGGCUUCCUGCUGAAAUUUCAGUAUAGUGAACAUCCUGAGGGCCCAGGGGGAGGUGUCCUUGCAAACUCCUCUGCAUUCCUCUGGUCCUCUGCCCAGCAAACGUGGGAUCAUCAGCAAGCUUACUGUGGGAAAGCCAUCCUGGCUCCAAACCACACAGGAGCAGCAAGGCGGAGCGGCAGCACAGGGCCUGGUGUCCAGCAGUAGGGCUACCUCAAGCCAUGCUUCAUUUCUUGUUUCAGCUGAGGAUCUCUGUAGUUUUCAUUAUGUGGUUUGUGGUUGGUGCACAGUGAGAUGGGGAAAGGGGAGCUUGGGCUACAGGUGACUGGAGGUCUGGUUUACCCAGCUUUGGGCUGCAAAGGUCUUGCAUUCAUAUGUGAUCUUUGCAGUGGAAAAUAAUUGCCACUAGCUCUCUACCGCUGCUUCUGCAUGGAAGCUCGUGGUUUUUUUAUUGUUGGGGUGUGCAGGUUUUCAUGUUCACUGCCUUGGGUCUCUGCAGUCCAAGGCAAGUGUUUUCUCCAGCCUCCAAAUCUCAUUUGUAAUUAUUCUGCAAAUCCUGCGUUUUGUCAAAAUCCUUUUAGAGAUAUGGGCACCCUAUCCGAUUUGCAGCACCAUGCAGGGGAGAUCCUUGCCAACCUGCUCCCACUCAUUGCUUCCCAUACACGCCUCUGAGCUUGCUACCAGCACAUUACCUACUGAGGGUGUGUAGGAGGCAAAGGGUGCUCUGUGUAGAGUAAAAAGGACUCUGAUGUGGUCCUGUGAAAGACUAAUUUCCCCCCCCUACUUGAUGCUGGACCAGGUAGGUCAACCCUCUUUUCAUCACCCACUGAGGUUCUCCCAAGGCACUGUCUCUCCAGGUCAGCUGUUACUGGAGGAUAAAAGACCAAGGAGCAGCAGGUUUUUGCUGGGAAUUGUGCCUACCGUUGUCCUCUCCCUGUCAUCACUGCACUACCCCUUCCUGACUGUCACAUCACCCCCAGAAAGGCUAACAAAUGGGGUCUUUGGGCAGAGAAGAGGGAGCAAAGGCAGCUGACCAGGAAGGGUCAAGAAACUGGGCACAGGAAACAAGGAAUGUGGAUGGUUAGAGAUCACAGUCACAGAAUGGUUGAGGUUGGAAGAGACCUCUGGAGCUCAGCCUGUCCAACCCCUGUGCAAGCAGGGUCUCUCAGAUCUGGUUGUCCAGGACCAUACUCAGAUGCCUUUUGAGUAUCUCCAAGGAUGGAGACUCUGCAGUCUCUCUGGGCAACCUGUGUCAGUGCUCAGUCGCGCCCACAGUGAAAAAUCGUUUUCCUGAUGUACAGAAGGAACCUCCUGUGUUUCAGUCUGUGCCCCUUGCCUCUUGUCCUAUCCCUGGGCUCCACUGACAAGAGCCUGUCUCUGUGCUCUUUUCACUCUCCCUUCAGGUAUUUAUGUACGUGGACAGGUCCACCCCCAACCCUCCUCCAAGGCUGAGCAGUCCCAGCCCUGCAGCUUUUCCUCGUAUGUGGGGUGCUCCAGUCCUUUCAUCUCUGGCCCUUUGCUGGGCUCUCUCCAGCAUGUCCAUGCCUCUCGUACUGGGGAGCCCAGUGCCGGGCACAGCACUCCAGGCGUGACCUCACUAGUGCUGACCAAAGGGGAAGGAUCCCCUCCACUGAGCUGCUGUCAAUGCUUUGCCUAAUACAUCCCAGUAACAUCAGUAGCAUUUUCUGGAGGGCGUGAGUGCAAGAACUUGCCCUGUCAGGCACUGCAAGAAGGUUUGCUGGAAGCCCUACCAUUUUACCGUGUGCUUUCCAGCCCAGCAUAGCUGAGUAAUUGCUGUAUCUAUCAGAGCUCCUUGCAUUAACAGGCAGUAAUUGGCACCUGUGUUAAAGAGCCUGGUUUCAAUUACUGCUGAAUUGAAAGAGCAGGGAGAUUACACAGGGGGAGCCGGUACUGCUCCUGUUUACUCUCUGUCUUUCCACCAGGUGCUCCUCUUCUCCCAGCAAUGAAGCAUUUUUUGCAUUUCUUGCUGGUACCUUGAGUCUGCAAACCCACCAGCAAGGGCUGCAUGGGGAGUGUAACCGUGUGCCUCCCAGGAGCACAGGGAACAUGCUUGACUGGCACAGUGCUCAAGUCUGUUCAUCCUCACGUAGAUGUCUCAAAGCCUCUGCUGCAAAUCCUGCACUGAAUGGUGGGGUAGCGAGUUAUGGGAGGGAAUAGGUCUUUGUAGAUGGUGGUGUUCUCCCAGCCCCGUGCAACAGCAAUCCUGGGAGCUUUCUCAGACUCUUCCAUCAGCUUUCCAUCUCUCAGGCUUCCACUGCAUCAGCGUUCUGCUGUAUGCUGGGCCCAGCCCCCUUCUGCUGCCAUUCAUCAUUUCUGAGCCACUGAAUUACAGCACUGUUAAAAUACACAGGGAAAUAUUUUUCUGUAUUUUAGAGCCAUGAGCCCUUAAAUUUCCAUUUGUUUAGUGGGUGAUGAAUGGGCAGUUGUGGUUGGUGCUGGAGCCAUGCGGAGGGACGGGAGAGCUCUAACUACAGAGCAACUGGUGCUUGCUCCCGCAAGCUUUGCACCAAGGCUGCCUUACCAGUUUGUGAGGCAGUGGCUGUCUGGGGCUCUCCUUUCCCUCAGAAUUCCCUGGUUCAGUUCAUAAGAGGGAUCAAGGGAGGGGUUUGGAGAGGCUAAGUCAGAGUGGUCAGGCUUUAUUCCAGUGCUGCGGGAAGAGUUUUAUGUCUGAUAUCUGGAAUAGGGGAGGGAUGCCAGGGCCAGAGCAAUCGAUUUUGCUACAGAAGCAGGGCUGGGAGUCUCAGCCCUUUGACUGCCUGAAGGACGUUCAGACAGUGGAUAGGAGUCCUGACAUCAGGAAACAGAGAUAACUGGAGAUCCUCAUCACAGAGUGAGGGCAGUGGAACAAGGAAGAGGGCUGGCCGCAGGCAUCUGGGGAAAGACCGCUGUUAUCCAAGGAAUGCUGUAGCUUAGUGGCUUCCCAGUGGUGGGAGAAAGUCCUGCAGGAUGCUGGAAGUUAGGUGGCUCUUGUAAGAGAACCACUGCUAACAGCAAAGUCCAGGAUUGCUGGGAGCGGACACCAACCAUCCUUGGGAAGGCUGACCCUCAGAAUACAGCGACGGGGGAAGACACAACGUGUUCAACACAGCAGCUGUUGCCCAGUGCUGAGAAUGGCCCUCCUGCGGACAGUGAGGUUAGUUACCACUGAUCUGUAUGAGCAAUAAUAAAUGCCUGAUCUAAGCCUGCGCUGCCGAUGCAUUUAACUUUUUUUUCACCUCUUCCCUGCCUCUUCAGGCCACUGCGAAAAGCCUGUGAGAGGCCCUUAGUUCUAUUCUCUCUGCAGCACAGUGCAGCAGCCGUUCUGCUGACCUGCACUUUCAGCACUUGCAUAAGUGGCAGGAGUAGGCACAGAAAGAGUUAAACAGUGCUGGAAAAAUUGGUAUUUAAUCCAUUGCUGUCCCUUCUAGCAAACCUAGAUGGGAAAAUGCCUCCCUGUUGGAAAUAGCACCUCUCAGAAAUGGAAAUGCAGGAUGGCUGGGGAUUAGGGUGCCUAUCGCUGGAAAUGGGUUUCUUAUCGUCUCUGAGCUGAAUUGGUGGGACAGCCUCUGAAAAUUGAAUUGCCUUCCCCGUUUCUGUCUCCGCCAUUACAUUCCUCCUGUGCUCUAGGUUUGCACCUGCCUUCCAUCCUCAGCAGAGCAGGGGCUGCCUCUGAGGGGGUGCAUGUCUGUGGAGAGAGACUGUUGUGGCUGGAAGGUGGGCAGGACUGACUGCAUCUGGAAAGAUUCAUCCUUUAGAUUGUCAAGGCCAGGAGGAUGUAGUCCCUCUUUCAAGCUUUCUUCUGAGCUUGUGAGGACAGUGGUGGCCUGGUGGAGCCUGGCAGCAUGAGUGGAGGUGUGGAAUGAUCAGAAGACAUCAGGCACAACUGGAAAUGAGAGCUGGUAAAGAGGAGCUGGGCGUGCAGCAGUGGGAAGGCAGAGGGGAAUAUGAGAGUAGCUGGAACAGAUCAAAGAGAGACCAUGUUGAACACAUCAGAGCAGGAAUGAGAAUGACUCUCUGUGAGACUAGGAGCAGCCUGAACCCUGGGUCUUUGCUGUACCAGGUGGAGGCAUCUCUUUCCCGUCAGCACUCGGGCUCUGUUCUGGGUUGGCCAAGGUGGUUCUUUCAGUUUCUCCUCACGUUCUCCAUUUGUGGUUUGAAACACCACAAGCACUAGCCAGGGAGUAUCCAGCUCUGCACUGGCUCCAGGUGUUCCCAUAGAGCCUGGGUAGUUCCCUGCUCCUUUGGCCCACACCAGAUUUGGCUGAAUACAGACUGAACGCUUCCUUGCUGUGCAGACUGCAGGCUGCAGCCGGGGCUGAGGGUGUCCAGGCACAGUGCCAGGGAUUUGUUUCCAGGGUUUGGGAUAAAUGUAUUUUGCCAAGCUGCGUUUUACCAUAGGUUGACAGUACCUGAUUUUAUCCUUGUCUUUGUCACAGUGCAUUUUUGUGGAGGAGUUCCCCAUCUCUGUUAGAGUCACGUGUGAGCCAUAAGCACAAGAGUUGCUGAGCGUAGACCCAUCAAUGUCUUUUUAAUGCACCAACCUGCAGACAUGGUGCUUCACCAGCGUAUGGCUGCUGCCCUUGAUUCUUUGUCUGCCAGAACGCAUUGAGUUUGAAAAUAAAAAAUACUUAGGACUAAUGGGAAGGGUUUUUUUGCUGCUCUUACAGGGUUACCAUCCAUCAUGGAUGGAAUCUGAAGCAGAACUCUCUUUCAGAAUGGCCCCUCUGUACUGAGCCAGAAUGCAUGUAGUGAUUGCUGGCCAUCAGAGCCAGCCCUGAGCCCAGCGCCUGGUUUCUGUUACAAGAGCAUGCUGUGCUAAGGUUGCAGGGGCUUGCUGUCUGCCCUGCAAAAGAGUAGAAGUCCUUCCUUCUACCUACAAUAUUGUUCUUGCCCUUUGUGGAAGGACAGAUUCAAAUUAUCAACAAAUAAUAGGAAAAAGGUUACCUUUAAUUGUGCAAGUGCUUCUUUACGUGCUGAGGGGCAAAUGCAGCCACGUUGAGCUGCAUCAGAGGCUGAGGGGCCUUUAUUUCUGCAGCAAAGGAGGUUAUGGACAAAGGCAUUAUGUUAUUUGAGGGACCCUGUUAAAGAGCGAAUUCCUGGAGUGGAGUGCAGACUUGCUCAUUGAUCCGUAAGGAGCAUCCACACUUGCGUGGGAGGACACACUGUUUUGAUAGGUGUGGUGCAGGCUCAAGCUGAAGUGGUGGCCUGGAAAGCAGGGACAGGAUGCGGGCAGACCAGUUGCAGCUACAGAGCAAUUCUUAAUGCAGUUUUGAAAUGUUUCCCCUGUUUCCAGCCCUGCAUGCUUCUGCGCAGCGUCCAACCUGCCCACGGCCCCGUGCCUGGGGUAUGGAGCUAUGGAGUAUCCCAGGAGUAUUUUGUGAGGGAGUUGUUUCCCCAGCUCUUGGUCCUGGGUCCUGUCCGCUAGUGUCCAGGUCCACCUGCGUGCAGGCACAGGAGCAGGCUUGGUGGGGCCAGCACAGAGCUGUCCCCGUGUCCCCUGCGGCUGUGAAGGGUCACCUAGCUGGGCACUGCUGUGGCUGGCAUGGAUGCGUGUUUUGCACUAUGGGACCAUAAGAGCCCCUGCAUGUGAUUGUGUGUUUUAACAGUUUAUCCAAGGCAACUCCUGUUUCAUUUUGGGUUAAAACGGAAAAAUCAAGGUGACUUUGGGGAGAGAAAUAAUUCCUUUCCAGGAUUUGCAUAAUCCUGGCUGGUGAUAUGAUAAUGGUGUUUGUAAAGACAGAACACAAUGAAUUAAUACUGUUAAGUUGCUGCUGCAAAAUGCAAAGCAGGUAAUUUACUGAGGGUGCAAGGAGGAGUGUGAGUACAGCAGGCAAGGCAGUGGUAGCGCUGGGCACAGGAGACUUGUUGCCACAGGCAGGGCCAGGGUAUAGCCCACACUCAACAGCAGUUGCCCCUUACACUCUGCUUGGCUGGGCUAGAGGCAGUGCUGAGCUUGUCCAGGGAAGGAUCACCUGUUUCAGUCCCUUUGCCUGCUCUCUCUGUGGAGCUGGGACCUGCUUUGUCCCCCAGAUCAUUCCUGAGAGCCAGCCACUCAGGAUCAGUCCCUGCUGGAGGAGGGAUAGGGAGCCGAGUGUGACCUGUAUCGUGCUGAUGCUGACAGGACCUGUGGGUACAGAGGUGCCCCGGUGGAUUUCAGUGAUGAGAUGGGCCCUGGCACUGCACUUCAUGCCACCUUGGCCAACCCCACCAGCGAAGAGACUUUGAUACUAUUCAGCCCCUACAAGGUUUUCCUGCCCCUGUGAAGAGUGCAGGCUCUGUGGUAGAUAAGUCAACCUGGAGAUGUGCUGUCUCUAACUCUGGUCCUCAGCUUUCACCCUGAGCAGCCAGGCUUAACUGAGGGAGUGGUGCUGCGGUACGAGCAAGGAGGAAGGGUUGGUAGAAGUGGGGAGAGGGGCUUGGGAAAGGCACACUGGUGCCUCACUCAUUCUCUGGGCUGGUGCUGCAGUUCCAAAGCCAUUCUUGCCUGUCAGACCCCACUGGAAUCCUAAUGCACCGUUUAUCUCUGCAGCUCCCCAGCUCUAUCAGAGGGAAAUGCUGUGCAGGAGCCAGAAGCAGGAUUUCAAACUAAUUGGAUUCUGUGUCUCCGUGGUUUCCCGUGUAGGCAGGCGACAGGGAUUAGUGCAGUGUUUCUGAGGAACAGAGGAGAGUGAGGCUGACCUGCAUAGGGAUUUCCUCCUGCUGCUGCUUUCAGCAAAGGACUUCUUUGGACAGGCGGUUGAGGUGGAAGGGCCCAAAGCAGCAGGUCCCCCCUCUGUGGCAGCAUCACUGUCUGAAUCACUUGUGCUCUUCCUAAAUCUUUCCGUCAGAUGCAGUCACCAUCCCAGGGCAGGAAAGGGCUCCAGCACCUCCUGAACCUAAGGAAGACUGACAACGGUCUGGGCCCUCCUGCUAAUUCCAUGUUAAUGAGAGAGCUGGUGGCUCCUGCACACAGCCAGCCGGCUGCCUGGGUCUGCUCCCCUUUCCCACCCCAUCUCCCUUACCUGGCCGAGCUACUGACUGGGAGCAGCACACACCUGAACCUUCUCCCUUCCCCUACGUUCCUAGCCUUGUUAUAGAGCCUGUUGGGGCGGGUGCAGGAUUCACCUCAUUAACACAGAUUUAUGCCUAUAUAAACAUUUCAUUCCUUUAAUUGCAAGGCAGUCCUACUGCAGGCAGCAGCGGAAUGGCUCCAUUUGCUCUGGGUGCUGAGACAGUGCAGCAGGUGUGUGAGCCAGCAGCGCGGCACACGGCUAAGCGCACAGCUCUGACGUGUGGUGGGGUCUGCGCGUGGAACUGUGUGCAGGGCAGUGCAGGGUCAGCCGGGCUGGAUGAGUGCAUGGCCGUACACAGCACACUAUCCCCUCAGGUCUGUGGUAGGGAAGGAGUAUUUCCCUCACUGUGCAAUACUACUCUAAGCAGCGGUAACAGAGCAUUGGCCAGGUCCACAUGUCAGCAGUCUCUUUGCCUGUGCCAGCAGAGUGAUGCACACACGGACACAGUCACCUCGCUAUGCACCCUGAAAGCUGUCGGGGUGCUGGGUGUCCAGUGUCUCUGCUGUGCUGAGGGACAGCCCUCAGGCACUUGGUUGGUGGGGUGGAGUCCUGGGACAGCAAGAGAGAGGUCUGGUCUUCUUGGCUUCUCUGGGUGAUGAGGUCUGCUUGGGGUCACUAUUUCAUGGCUCCUGGCACAGCAACACAGGAUCUGUGAUUUGUGGAAAAAUGUGUUCCCCGGAUCUCAUUGCCUUGCCAGAUUCAGUGCUUGCUCAGACAGCACAGAGUGAGACACGCACAAAGCUGAGGGUUGGGAGAGGGUCUGAGCCUUCCUAUCUCCUCUGAGCCAGACUGAGGGGAAAUGCUCCCAGCACUGGGGCCAGGGAGUGAUCCCUUAAGGAGAGCUGGGAUGUGGCCUGUUCCUGCCCUUGUUGCUUACUCCCCAUGGCCCUACCAAAAUGCCACCAUCUCCUGAAAGCUCCCUGGCAGCCCCGUCCUGGCAAGAGGGCAACUCUGGGGCCCCGCUCAGUGAGGUGAUGGUGCAGGAGGAUGUACCCAGUCAAGGGGGAUUGCUGGGCAGGGGUGGCAGGUGCUUGCCCAACCUGCUGCUGCAGUGCAUGGUCUCUAUUCUCUCACAUUCUCAUCCAAAUGUUAAUUUUAUGGAUGCCUUUGUGAGGCUUGCAGCUUUUCCCUCACAGGCUACAUAGAUUUCAUGUUGUUGAGAGGUGACGCUUCUGGCCUUUGAUACCAGGCUCUCCAUAUUAACUCGCAAUUACUCUGCUACUCCUUCCUCUAAUUCCUUCUGUGCCAUCUGAAAUCCUAGGAUGCUGAAUAAGUGCCUCAGCUGCUGGCAGAGCCACAGGCUUGGGACAGCAACAGCCGGAGACAGCCUCCCAGGUGGAACAACUGCAUGGUUUCCAAAUUGUGAGCUGCUCCUCUCCUGCUUGCCAAGAAGAUGGAGGUUUGUGCCUUCUCUGUUAGACCUAGCAAUUUGGAGAGAUGCCUGUACCUCACCUCUGAGACCCUUCUGUAUGUGCUGAGCAGGGGACACCUGUGAGUCUGCCAGCCACGCAGCGUAUUGAUUUGCCAGGCUGAAAGGAAAGGCGUUUCUCUGUUUGCUGUGAGACAGCCUUGCUGUCAACAGGCCUGGAAGAACAUGUUGAGGUCAUUCCAUCAAUGUAAAGGUUAAAUGUUCAGCUGCAGCUAUUGAAAACACAGUAACAGCGGCAGCAACAGCAAAAGAUUUGGAUGCCUUAUCAAUGCUUCUGUUUAAGACCUGCAUCAACGCACCUAUCAGGUAUAGUGCACUGAGGUCCUCCCUGGGCGGUGCCCUGUGUCAAGAGUGCUGCCUCUCAGCACUUUUUCACCUCUGGGCUGCUGUGCAACAGCUCAGGCCCACUUCAGCCCAGUUGAUGGCUUUGCAAAAUAGAUUUUUGGCCUAAAAUUUUUGCCUGGGGAUUUUGAAGAAGUGUCUGAUGGUUUAAAGCAUGUCCAUACAAUUUAUGCUCUCUCUGCUGAUCAAGAGGGCCUCUUUAUGUUGUAGCCUUACUUUCAGCCACUCAGCUUCUAUGAGAAUGCCAGUGACCUACUCAAAGAGUUAUUUGUGUAUAGGUCUUCUGUUGAGUAAAUACGGGCCUGAAAGAGUAAUUUUUCUACCCUGCGCAUCUACUGUUGCAGUAAAUCUGUAGAUUUCUCAUGCAUUUAACGUGUUAUUUUGCAAAAACACACUUUAUAUUUUAGCACUGUAAAGCAGGGUGUCUUUUGGACGGCAUGGUGCGCAGCUUUCAUGGCUUCGUAACAACGUAUUACUAUCAGAAAAAAAAACCCAACUAAAACCUCAUCAUGAUGCAAUAUGUUUAACGAUUCCUUUCCCUCUUCCUGUCACAUUUAUGGUCAUGUCACAGCAACUAUCCUGCUGCCGGGCCAUUGCCUCUGGAGUCCAGGCUCACCCUUUGGACUCCUGUGCCUAGAAGACCUGCAGAGUCUAAGGUAAACACCAUGUAAACUUUCAAGAUAGGUCAGAGGUCCUGCUCCAUGCUUAUUCCUUCCUGUGCUCUGUCUCUCUGUGUGCUUUUUCUUGUCACCCUGUCUGCCCAGGGUUGGAGCUCUUCCAGGCUCUUGAUAGCCUUGUGUCGCUGCCAUCGGGCCCUUUGUGCUUCAGCUGUGUUCCAGUCAAACUGGCCGGCCCCAGUGAUGAGGGAAGCUGAGCAGACUGAUCCAUUGCAGGGAUUUAAUGGAAAAGCUCUGUGGGGAGCAGCCUUGUGGCUCUGCUGACUCAUAAACUGGGCUCCUGGGUGAUGCCGUGGCCCCGAGCUGCUGCGCAUCAGCCCAGCCACAGGGUGCAGCCGCGUGAGGUUGGCUCUGGCGUGCAGGCACCCAGCGAGCACCCAGAUCCCAGCUGAGCUGUCACCUCAGCGGCAGCAGCAGAUAGAUGUGGAAAGCCUUUGAAUUCAACGCAUGAUCAAUACUAAACUGAUCUUCUGGAGUCUCUUAUGCGAUUACCCCAGCCUCAUGCAUCCAAUUGUAAAAAAAUCACUCAGCACACUAGGGAGAUGUGGGAAACGCUGCAGACACCAUUUAGGAUGCACGGAGCUGGAGUAAGUGACUUCACAAUUGUUUCUUGAAGUAAAUAAUUCAUCCACUUUACAUUUGGUUUUAUUGCUACCCCACGCCCCUGCCUCAGUUGCUUUCUAACAGUUUCCCUCUCUUGUCCUGAAAUGCCUGUGCUGGGUAGUUUCUGUCAUGAUUUCCUACCACACACACGUGUGGUAUCUGUGGUGUGUGCUUGUACACACAUAGAGUGAUACAAAUCUGUCCCAGCCCAACUGUUACUGAUUCCUGUGCCAGGAAGAGCAGUGCUGGAGUAGAGACAACGCUAUUGCGCUGCUGCUUCAUGUCACGGAACAGAUCUGGGCUCAGUCCGGGCAUUGGCUGGGCUUUGCCACCUUGGUCUCUGCCCCAGUGCUGCUUUCAUCUGGUGCCAGCAUGUAGAACUCUUUGGAAUGCAUUAGUGAUGCUAAUAGCUUUUCUAUACUAAUUGGUAAAGCCAUUUGAACAAACUUUCUCUUAUGACACCAAUUAUCAGCCAGCCAGGUGCAGAGCAGGGGCUGCAGCUGAGACACAGGGAGCAGCAGUGAAGGGGUAGAAUGCUGCCCUGGCGCAGGAGCAGGCCGUGGUGGGCUCACCUCUGCUGCUCAUCUGGAAGCCCAGGGCUUCAUCGCAUGGUCAGAGCCAGGAGAGACAGGGCAGCCGCUGGUGUGUGGGGCAUGCCACAUCUGGGCGAUGGGGUCUGGUGGGCUCUGCCUUGAUCACGCAUGCUCCACUGUGUGGGCUCUGGUGGACUGGCUAAACCAGGCGCCUCGUGGGUCAAUGCAGGUUGCUACAGCUGCUGGAAGCAGAUUGAUGGGAAUCCCUGCCAUGGAAUGAAGGUUAUCUGGCCCUGUCAGCUGAGGCAUGGCUGUUAUAUGCAUCUCUGAAGCCCUUGGCAGCAUGCUAGCUCUUGGGGCAUCCUGGAUAGUUUGUGGAGAGAACAUGUGGCAUGUGUGUCUGAGCUGAAAAUCGUUGGAGUCUAGGAAAAGCAUCAGGAAGAGCAUGAGACCUGCUUACCCUGUCCCUGUUCUGCUACAGUGGCCACUCUGGAGACACAUGCUGUGUCUAGAAGACUUGGCACACAUUUUUGUCUCUCCUUGUGGAAAUGAUUUUGGCUGCAUUUGGAGCCCUGCAGACACCUUCCUGGGAGUGCUCUCAUUUGCACAGGUGGGUGCUGUGAGGCUCUGAUCCCACCUCUGGUCGCUGUGAGGGGCAGGAGAAUUGAGAUCAUGGUGGCUGUCGUCUGACCUGAACUGCAUCUUCAGGAAUAGCUCCUCCUUUUCAGACGUUGCCCAGUCUUCUCCACUGGCUCUUUUAACACUCCUUCCAGCAAGGCAGCAGGUGACCUUUUGGAGAGAAACGAUCCCAGCAUCAAUAUCAUAUUUUGCGUGCUAUCUCUUUGGUUUCUUUAAGUAUGGGCAAAAUUCAGAGUUAUUCUAAUGUUCUGUUCUAAGAGGUGCCAGCCAGAUCCUGCCAUCUGGGAGGCAGUGGGUACUCCGGCUUCAGAAUCCCUGAAAGGCAAAGGGGCUUUUGUUGUAGUGCCCUUCAGGGCAGUGCUGGGCACUGGGCUGUUGAGGGCUGGUGUGUCUCAGGCAGAAGAUGCUCUGCCCAUUUCUGACACUGCUGCUCCUUGCGCAGGGAUCUGUCUGCAGAGGGGCUGCCCUUCAGUGAGGUGUGAGUGCGGGGCCCUCA
Messenger RNA from Cuculus canorus (common cuckoo), 16358 nucleotides. RefSeq names its product solute carrier family 35 member C2 (gene SLC35H1). The transcript is spliced from 6 exons. Gene Ontology annotation, molecular function: antiporter activity. The record is from RefSeq and is a predicted model, not a curated record. NCBI's taxonomy places the organism in Eukaryota, Metazoa, Chordata, Aves, Cuculiformes, Cuculidae. Gene Ontology annotation, cellular component: cis-Golgi network; endoplasmic reticulum-Golgi intermediate compartment; Golgi apparatus. Gene Ontology annotation, biological process: UDP-glucose transmembrane transport.